CUGAUCCCUCUUUAUAACAGUUCUCAGUUCUCUCCUCCAUCCGCUUGACCCUCCAUCGACGGCGGUAGGGAGAAAGAGAAAGCUUUUCCGGCGGUUCAGCGUGCGACGGCAGCCGGCGGCCAUUGCCAGGACUCAAAAACAAUACCCAUUCGGCGAUUCAGCCUUCCCCUUCUAGCCCAGUGGCGGUACUCUACUCCUCUCCGAUUCAGCCUUCAGUUCAGACCCUCGCUCACCCUUCAUUCUUUCCUUUUUCCUCUGGUUUUGGGUAUUUAGCACUGUUCUGGGUUUGGUCCUAAUCGGAAGAUGAAGCUUGACGUUAACGUUUUGCGCUAUCUCUCAAAAGAUGAUUUUAGAGUCCUUACUGCUGUUGAGAUGGGGAUGCGGAAUCAUGAAAUUGUUCCUUCAGAACUUGUGGACCGCAUAGCUUCUCUUAAGCAUGGGGGCACUUACAAAGUUAUGAAGAAUUUACUCAAAUAUAAGUUGCUGCAUCACGACUCCUCUAAAUAUGAUGGGUUUCGACUUACGUACCUUGGCUAUGAUUUUCUUGCAAUAAAAACUUUGGUUAACCGUGGAGUGUUUGUGGCUGUUGGUCGACAAAUUGGUGUCGGAAAAGAGUCUGAUAUUUUUGAGGUUGCAAAAGAAGACGGCACUGUGCUUGCCAUGAAGUUGCAUAGACUUGGCAGAAUUUCUUUUAGGUCUGUCAAAUCUAAGCGUGAUUACUUGAGGCAUCGCAGUAGUUAUAAUUGGCUUUACUUGUCUCGGCUUGCAGCAGUUAAAGAAUUUGCAUUCAUGAAGGCUUUGGAAGAACAUGGUUUUCCUGUUCCAAAUGCAGUGGACUGUAAUAGACACUGUGUUAUUAUGUCGCUUGUUCAAGGUUAUCCGCUUGUGCAGGUAAAAGAAUUACAAAAUCCAGACGUGGUUUUUGAAACAAUCCUUGGUCUUGUUGUUCAUCUAGCAGAACAUGGACUCAUUCAUUGUGACUUCAACGAGUUCAACAUUAUGAUUGAUAAUGAUGAGAAGGUCACCAUGAUAGAUUUUCCGCAAAUGGUUUCUGUAUCACAUCGUAAUGCACAGAUGUAUUUUGAUCGUGAUGUUGAAUGCAUCUUUAAGUUUUUUAGAAAAAGGUUUAACUUGUCAUUCCAUGAGAGCGGGGAUGAUGAAAAUGAUGUAGAGGUUGACAAUGAUGAAAGUGCGAGGCCUUGCUUUUCUUCUAUAGCUAAAGGAGCAGGAAGUCUAGACAAGGAUCUUGCUGCCAGUGGGUUCACUCGAAAGGAUCAGGAAGACAUGGAGAAGUUUAUUGAAGGUGGACUUGAGGGAGAUGCAGAUUCUGGUGAUGAAGAAGCGGAAAGCUCCAAGUUAGAUAAAAUGGACAACAAUGUUGUGGAACAUCUACAGUUGUCAGAUGAGGAAACCUUGAAUGGUGAUGAAAAUGCAGAGUGUCAGAGCAACUAUAAAGCACGUCACAAUGACGUAUUUGAGAACGACUCGGAUUCAGAUCAGAACGAAGAAGCAAAUGGAGAAAACGACGUCUCCAGGAAUGGCUCAAGUGAAACGAGGGAGAAUGACAAUGGUGAGGGUAGAGAGGAGAAUGAUGAAACGGAAUUGAACAAACGGUUGAACAAACAGAGACGACGGGCCAUAGCAUCAGCCAGUGGUGGAAGAAAGGCUCGUGCCUCCAGAAACACCUACAAAGACAAGGGUAGGAAGUCUUCUAAUAAUUCCAAACUCCAAAAACAAAUCGGCAUCUGGUGAAGUUUUCGGCUCGGGUUUAUCUCAACCUUCAUACUGUGCCCAAGAUAGUCAGGAGGACUUGGGAUUUCAAGAAAUAUUUUUAAGGUGUAAGGAACGCAAGUUCACCAAGGAAAGACCCCUUGCGGAUGUACGGGUAUGAUGGCAGUGUGCAUGCUCUCCAAGUAUAGGGUCGAAAAGGUCAAAGGGCCACCGACUCUUAGGUAAUCAAAUUUUUUUUUAACGUUUUCUACUAAAUUAGGAAUUUAUUAGACAAGUGUAACUUAUUAGAUACGUUUUAAAGUUUGAACUUAUUAGAUAAUAUUGAAGUUAAAACUUUUCUUUUAUACAUGUGGAGUAGAUAAUUAAACUCAUGAACGAUCUUUUGGUUGGAAAUAGGUGAUUAUCAGUUAACUAUAUUGUAUAAAAAUUUAUUUGAUACAA
Momordica charantia (bitter melon) is the source of this 2172-nucleotide messenger RNA. RefSeq names its product protein serine/threonine kinase. Gene Ontology annotation, cellular component: preribosome, small subunit precursor; nucleus; cytosol. The record is from RefSeq and is a predicted model, not a curated record. Gene Ontology annotation, biological process: maturation of SSU-rRNA; protein phosphorylation. Lineage: Eukaryota; Viridiplantae; Streptophyta; Magnoliopsida; Cucurbitales; Cucurbitaceae. Gene Ontology annotation, molecular function: ATP binding; protein serine/threonine kinase activity.